Molecule: messenger RNA, 3260 nt
Organism: Centrocercus urophasianus (Greater sage-grouse)
Lineage: Eukaryota; Metazoa; Chordata; Aves; Galliformes; Phasianidae
Gene: FAM117A
Product: family with sequence similarity 117 member A
Exons: 9
Coding region: 820-2100 (426 amino acids)
Source: RefSeq, a predicted model, not a curated record
GAGCUUCAGAUCCUUGAGGUCCCUUCCAACCCUGGUUGUUCUGUGAUUCUGUGAGGAAUUCAGAUGGAAAGUCUGCUUUUGUCUAAAAGGAGAGGAAUGGGAAGCUGCGUGUGUGGUAUGUGAGCUGGGAAUGUUUGCAUUGGUGGCAAAUAGGGAUACGUUUUGUGUAAACAUUUUGCACACUCAUCCCCUGAACAACCCAUUCAUAGGAAUCUGAUGAGUUGAGUGUCUCAAUUUGCAGUAGAAAGCACUGCAGGAACGCAGUACUUCUUCCAGCUUCAUGAGAGGAAUGGACUGACAGGAGCUCAAGCGUGUCUCAAAUUGCAUUUGACCCCCAACAUCUCAUGAACUCUAUAUAACAGCUGUCAGAUUGUUAGACUGACCUGAAAUGCUUAGUUUAAAAUAUGAUCUGCGUGUAACUAAAGCUGUUGCCUGAAAGGGCAGUAGGAAUGGGAACAGAGGAAAACAACACACUUCUCCUUAAUAGAUAGAGAAGGGAAGCGUUGGUCUGAAUACAUUAUAGUUGUUGGCGAGACCUUGCCAGAGUGAAUGUGCAUCAUGUUGCAAACUGAUGAAGGGCUUUAAUGGAAAUGGAGGACAGUCAGGGGCAAUGAAAAAGCUUCUAAAAGGCUUCUCAACUGCAUCAUCUUUUUUCUUUUUUUUUUUCUUUCUAUCUUUUUCUUACAUUAAGUAGACUCUAUGUGUGUUAAAAGAACUGCAAUUAGCUUAAAAGGUGGUUUCAGCGUAACAUAAUUGGACUUUGUGUUGUCUCAGACCAGCUGUGGGGGCUGCAGGUACACAGAGAGGCACCAUGGCUGCAUGCUGCAGCUCCCUGCAGCGUUGCCACACAGACGUGAGGAUCCAAGGCUGCCACUUCACUCUGUGUUCACAUCUUCGGCGGCGAGUGUUCCCUGCGCUGCUGCUGCUGCAGAGAAGCCCUGCCGGCCCCGGCAGCCCCGCGUGCGUCGCACCUCCUCACUGGACACCAUCGUGGGCUCCUACCUGCUGGGGCAGUGGCCACGGGAUGCUGAUGGAGCUUCUGCCUCGUGCAUGAAUGACAAAGCUACCCAGACCCCGGUGUCCUGGCAUGAUGCAGAAGUGGGAAAAGCCAGCUCCAGUGCUCACAAGCGUUCUGCUUCCUGGGGUAGCACAGAUCACCGCAGAGAGAUUGCCAAACUGAAGCAGCAGCUCCAGCGAACGAAGCUAAACGGCAGAAGUGGCAAAGAAAAGGAGAAGAGCUCCCCUCUGCAGGGGGACCACGCCGUGCUUGGAUCGCUGCAGGACUCUCCUUCAGGCUUCCUUUCUCUGUCUCCUGUUUUGAGGCUCAGUCCUUGCUUGCACAGGAGCCUGGAAGGGCUAAACCAGGAACUAGAGGAAGUGUUUGUGAAGGAACAUGGAGAUGAAGAGCUUUUGAGGAUCUUGGAUGUCCCAGAUGGCCACAGAGCACCAGCACCUGCUCCGAGAGGCUCUGGGGAUGCCUCCCUGAUGCUGGAGCCCAGCAGUGGCAGCUGCAGCAGCCUCUCGCUUUCUCCUUCCCCUUCUGUGCCUCUCCGCCUUUCUCCACACACUCCAGUGAGACUGGUGGCAGAAGAACUCUCCUCUGCUGUGGAUGAGGUGCAGCUGGAUCCAAAAGAGAAAGAGGAGGGCAGCCCUUCUCCAGUGCUGGCUUUCGCUUCCUCUCCUCGGCCCAACCACAGCUACAUGUUCAAACGGGAGCCUCCUGAGGGAUGUGAGAAAGUCCGGGCCUUUGAAGAAGCUUCCUCCAGCCCUGACCACACCUUUCAGCCUUCCUGCCCAGAUAAGAACAAAGUGCACUUCAACCCCACGGGCUCUGCCUUCUGCCCGGUCAGCCUGGUGAAGCCUCUCUUCCCAAACGUGGGCUUUCUCUUUAGCAGGGGCUUUCCAGCAUCAUCCAGCCCUGGCACGGGCACGUUUACAUCCUGCCAGCCCUCGGCCCCCACGCCAUUCCUUGGGGCACGGAAGGACGCUGCUGUAGAUAACUUCAGCGACGCCUCCAAGUCGCCUUCACUCAAUUAUGAACACUGGAAACGUGGGCAGCCAGAGGAGAACGUCGUCUUCCACAGCUCCCUCGUUGUGUGAAGCCUUUGGGAAAGUUAGCCAGCAACAGCAGCUCUGGCUCCUCAGUGCACCUCGGCCAUCCCGUGGAGAUCAGUGCCUUGAGGUUGGGACUUGACAGCGAAGGGGCAGCGCUGGGCCUGAAAACCACAGCGGGCUGCCAAGGAUGAAAGCAGCUGUGAAGGACCACGUUCCACAGGACUCCUCGCUGCUGCGGGAGGGGCUCAUUUCCCCGAGCCUCCCCUGCUGAAAGCACUUUCCUGCGUUGAAUUGUCAUUUCCUGUAUGAUUGUUUUGCUGGUGAAGAGCAGCUGGGCACCCCUGCCAUGGGUGGAGCUGCGCACCGGGCCUCUGAGUGCAGUUGAGCCGAGAGGAUUCAGGUGGAGCUUCCCAGUGCUUCUCAUCCCUGCUGCUGCCGCUGCCUGGUGCUUGCUGAGCUCUGGGAGGUGGGAAGGGGGGAAGGGUCUCGUAGGACGGCUGCUCCGGGGCCGUGGGAGCUGCUGUUGAUCUGUAGUGGUGACACAGACAGCAGCGUUCUCUGCCUGCGCCUCCAUGGACGCCUUCAGCCCCUGAAACCCCGGAGCUUUGGGAGCCCUGAGGCAGCUGUGCUGAAUGGGGGGAGGGGGGGGAGCACAGGUGACCGAAUGCCGCCUUCUGCAGGGGGAGGAAAACUUGCCUUACUGCAAGGAGUGAAGGAGAGAGAUGGUGGCUGCUCAGGAAUGGCAGAGCUGCCUGCCGGUGUCCCCGGUGCUGCGGCCACAUUGCAGGAAGAGAGGAUGGGAAACAAACUGCGGUGCUGGAAGGCGCCCGGCCAUGAGCCCACACAGCUGCACAGCGGGGCUGGGGCUGCCUGGGGGGGGUGUGGGGUUCGUGGGCCGCAGAGCGGAAAGCAGAGCGGUGACACGAGGACACAGAUGGUAAAAAGCCUCUUAACAGCGGCGUUUGGUUGUGUUCUGUUGCAAAGGCUCUGGGUUGUACUGAAGAAGCCUAUUUUCUUAUAUCUGAUGUAGAAACUCUAUUUUCUUCCAAAGACACUAUUUUUGCAGCUGUUUGAAGUUUGUAUUUUAUGUAUGUAUUGCAAAGCUUAAAGGAGGAACGUUAGAUUUGGAGUUGUGUUUAGAGGGGUUUUUGCAGAUGCUGGUGUUGACAGUUACAUGGAGAAAAUAAACUAUUUCGUGCAUCCGA